Prorocentrum cordatum is the source of this 1015-nucleotide messenger RNA. NCBI's taxonomy places the organism in Eukaryota, Dinophyceae, Prorocentrales, Prorocentraceae. The record is from the annotation of a GenBank genome assembly.
AUGGGGAAGGACAGGGCCGAGGCGGGCCAGCAAGCAGCAGCAGGGGGGAGAGGCGGCCGCUGCGUUCCUCUGCCAGCCUCCGGGCACCCCGAGGCCGACACUCCCGCGCAGGACCAGUCCCCCCGCAGGGGCGGCAUACGCCUCGCCGCGGAACCUGCGCCGAGGCCGCACCCAGAGGCCGACGUCCCGAAUGCAGCCUCCAGGAGAGGACUGCACCGCGCUGCCCGGGCCCUGGAGCUGCCCGACGACCAGGCGCAGCUUGUCGAGCGGGGUCGCGGCCCAGAGCAGCCCCUCGCGAAAGCCAGGCGCCGCGCCGAGCCGCGCGAGGAGACGCGCGCUUCGCGCCCUCCCAUGACUCCUUGGCCUUCGGCGGGGCCGCCGCCCCCGCAGCGGCAGUCGCAGGCGCCAGGGCGGGCGUCUCCUCCGCAAGCGGGGCCGCCGCCAGCGCCAGCGCGCCCACCGCAGCGGCAUCCUGCCCUUUCGGCAGCAGGGGCGCAGCUCCAUCAGCCCCAGAGUCCUCGAGGCUCUGCUCGGAGGCUGUCAGGAAGGAUUCGCCGCCUCCAGCCACCAGCACCAGCGGGAGGGCAGCAGGAGCCGCCAGCCCAGCACCAGCAUCCACCCCAGCGGCAUCUCGCCGUCGAAGCGCGAAGCGCUGCCGGCGGCGUCGCCACCGCUCCCAUUUGGCCGCCGAAGCGGCAGCAGGCGGAGCAGCAGCAGCUGGUUCGAGAGGGGCGCCUGCAACCGGGCGGGCGGCGGCAGGCGGCGACGACGCCGCGCGCGCCGAAAGCACCGCCGCAGCCGUCGCGCGGGCCACCGCAGCCACCGCGAGCCUGGCGCCGUUCGCCACGAUCGCCGCGCGAACAGCCGCCUCCACCAGGUCGGCGCCGCCCAGCGCAGCAGGAGAACCUCUAGGCGCCGACGUCGCACGUUCCAGGACAAGUCGCGAGGCAGCCCGUGCGAUCGAUCGAGCCAAAAUGUCUCCCUAUUGAACCAAACGGAUUGAGCAAAAAUGGCU